AUGAUUCCAUUAAUAACAGUUCGCUACCUGAAGAACCUCCCGCUUCCAGUCGCCUCGCUGAUUCCAGUUGCCACGUUUGCAGUUCAUCACGGCCCUCACCACUCCGUAAUCAACCACCGGGACGCACACUUGCCGCAAGCCCAAAGGAAGCCCCGAAUCCGCUCAACACAGUCGUGCCAAUCCAGCCAGCGACCAGCAGUCGUCCCGGUCCUGCACACUUCGAAAAACCCAUAUCAAAGACGAUCGAACAAACAACCGACGGCGUUUGACGUUUCAUCGUCAACAAACAUCGCACGGUUGGAUUGCGUUAUUGGUCAUUGUGUACCUCUCAAUUCCAGUAGUCGCGCUGGUUCAGAUUGUCACGCUAGCCCCACUCGCCACGCUGCUUCCAGUCGCCAUAGGAGUACUCCAUCACGUUCUCCAACGCUUCGCUACCAACCACCGGGACGCACACUUGCCGUAAGCCCAAAGGAAGCCCCGAAUCCGCUCAACACAGUCGUGCCAAUCCAGCCAGCGACCAGCAGUCGUCCCGGUCCUGUGUUUGAGACAGGAGACGGGGUCUUCCGAAAUCCGUUUUCAGGCAAGUACGCUCCCAAUACGUUCAGUUCGCUGCCUGAAGUACCUCUCAAUUCCAGCAGCCACGCUGAUUUUAGACGCAACGCUGGUUCCAGUCACCACGCUAGUCCCGUUAGCCACGCUGAUUCCAAUCGCCACGCUUGUCCCGGUCCUGUGUUUGAGACCGCUCCUAGUGUUUCGACUGCCGCUGACCCUGAACCCGAUCCCCUCUCACAUCUGAGAGUGUAUUAUCAGAAUACCAGAGGACUUCGCACUAAAAUCGAUUCGUUCUUCGUAGCAGCUGCGGAAGCGGAGUACGACGUCAUUGUGUUGACGGAAACUUGGCUCGAUGACGUUAUAUCUUCUACUCAGCUGUUUGGUAACGCAUAUACAGUGUACAGAACUGAUCGCAGUAGGCUAAACAGCAGAAAAACAAGAGGUGGUGGAGUUCUAGUGGCCGUUUCGUCCAGUCUUCAAUUUUGUAUUGACCCUUCGCCUGUUAGUAAUCGGUUAGAGCAACUCUGGGUGAAGGUUCAUCUUGAUGGGUUUGAUGUCAGCGUUGGAGUACUUUAUCUACCCCCGGAUUACAAAAAUGACCUGUUCCUCAUUCAGCAGCACUUGGAAUCCAUCGACUCUAUUAUGUCCGGGUUAAGCCAACACGAUUAUGCCCUACUUUUUGGUGACUACAACCAUUCGGAGAUGCUUUGGUUACCUUCUGAGGAUGGUGGCCUUAAACUUGAUACUAGAGGUUCAAAUCUCACAGGUCCCGGUAGUAUACUAUACGAUGGCUUUUGCUUCCAUAACUUGACGCAAAUUAAUUCGGUUAAAAACGCCAAUAACGGUAUUCUUGAUCUGGUUCUGGUGAAUGACUUGUCACUACCAGCCUGUCAUCUUUCCGAAGCAGUCGAAGCGCUCGUUGUAGUCGAUACCGCUCACCCCGCAAUAGAAAUCGAUAUUGUGAUGUCUCUACCGGUAAAAUACGAGCAGGCUCCAGAAGGCGCGCUUUUCGAUUUCCGUCGUGCUGAUUAUGAAGUGCUCACCAAUGACAUUUUUUCAAUUAAGGCUGACACAAAUUUCGAUUUUCUCUAAUGUCACCGCCCCCUCGGAAAAUUUUGGUCGGAAUCUGACAUUUUGAGGGGGGACACAAAUAAAUUAUUCAAGAAAUUUAAAUUUUUUAAAAUGAAAUUAGAGUCAUCGAGAAAAUUUCUUAACAAAUCCGAUGAGUUUGACGAUUUUGCCUAAUUGUUUGGGUAAUUUUGCAUCAAAUGCACUUAUUAUUUAUCAUCCUCCCCCUUAACGAGUCAACGAGUAAAGUGACAAAAGAAGAAAAUGAGAUUUGUUCCGGCCUAAUU
Aedes albopictus (Asian tiger mosquito) is the source of this 1907-nucleotide messenger RNA. RefSeq lists its product as uncharacterized. Lineage: Eukaryota; Metazoa; Arthropoda; Insecta; Diptera; Culicidae. The record is from RefSeq and is a predicted model, not a curated record. Gene Ontology annotation, molecular function: catalytic activity. The transcript has 4 exons. Bases 1 to 1644 code for a protein of 547 amino acids.